Sorex fumeus (smoky shrew) is the source of this 6764-nucleotide messenger RNA. It is a transcript of the gene MYOF, whose product is annotated as myoferlin. The record is from RefSeq and is a predicted model, not a curated record. Lineage: Eukaryota; Metazoa; Chordata; Mammalia; Eulipotyphla; Soricidae. Gene Ontology annotation, cellular component: membrane. The transcript has 54 exons. Bases 61 to 6246 code for a protein of 2061 amino acids. Gene Ontology annotation, biological process: plasma membrane organization.
CCAGCGCCCAAGGCUCCUGAAGUCCCUUUGCUGGAACUUGCUCUCUGCCCUCCUAGAGCCAUGCUUCGUGUGAUUGUGGAAUCUGCCAGCAAUAUCCCUAAAACGAAGUUUGGGAAGCCGGAUCCCAUUGUUUCUGUUAUUUUCAAGGAUGAGAAAAAGAAAACAAAGAAAGUGGAUAAUGAACUCAAUCCUGUCUGGAAUGAGAUUUUGGAGUUUGACUUGAGAGGUAUACCACUGGACAUUUCAUCUGCCCUGGGGAUUGUUGUGAAAGAUUUUGAGACAAUUGGACAAAACAAACUGAUUGGCACCGCCACCAUAGCCCUGAAGGACCUGACGGGUGAUCAGAGCAGAUCAUUGCCCUACAAACAAGUGUCUCUGCUAAAUGAUAAAGGGCAAGAGACUGGGGCCACCAUUGACUUGGUUAUUGGCUAUGAACCACCUUCAACUCCACAUCCAAACGAUCCUAAUGGGACCAUCGUGGCAGGGAUGGGAGGAGAUGAAGAGGAAGAGGAUGGUGGUGAGGACAGGUUCGACAACCCAGUCAGGGGCCCUGGGCCCAAGGGUCCAGUGGGGAUUGGGUCUGAAGCUCAGCUUGCUCGGAGGAUAACAAAAGGCAAGAACCGCCGGUUGCUGUCCAACAAGCCACAGGACUUCCAGAUCCGUGUCCGGGUGAUCGAGGGUCGGCAGUUAAGCGGCAACAACAUAAAGCCUGUGGUCAAGGUUCAUAUCUGUGGACAGACCCACCGCACUAGGAUCAAGAGAGGGAACAACCCCUUCUUUGAUGAGUUAUUUUUCUACAAUGUCCACAUCACCCCCUCUGAGUUGAUGGAUGAGAUUAUCAGCAUUCGGGUUUAUAAUUCCCAUUCAUUGAGGGCAGACUGUCUGAUGGGGGAAUUUAAGAUUGAUGUUGGAUUCGUUUAUGAUGAACCUGGUCAUGCUGUUAUGAGGAAAUGGCUUCUUCUCAACGACCCUGAAGAUGCCAGCUCGGGUGCCAAAGGCUACAUGAAAGUCAGCAUGUUCGUCCUAGGAACCGGUGAUGAACCUCCUACUGAGAAACAAGACCGUGACAGUGACAGUGACGAUGUGGAGAGUAAUCUGCUGCUCCCCGCUGGCAUUGCCCUCCGGUGGGUGACCUUCCUGCUGAAGAUCUACCGAGCGGAGGACAUCCCUCAGAUGGAUGACGCCUUCUCACAGACAGUAAAAGAAAUAUUUGGAGGCACCGCAGAUAAGAAAAAUCUAGUGGAUCCUUUCGUAGAAGUUUCCUUUGCUGGUAAAAAGGUUUGCACAAAUAUAAUUGAGAAAAAUGCAAACCCUGAGUGGAAUCAAGUCGUUAAUCUUCAGAUCAAGUUUCCUUCAGUGUGUGAAAAAAUAAAACUAACAGUGUAUGACUGGGAUCGUCUUACAAAAAAUGAUGUCGUUGGAACAACAUACCUGCACCUGUCUAAAAUUGCAGCCUCUGGUGGGGAAGUAGAAGAUAUCUCAUCUUCGGGAUCUGGGGCUGCAUCAUAUACAGCAAAUACAGGAGAAACAGAGGUGGGCUUUGUUCCAACAUUUGGCCCUUGUUAUCUGAACCUUUAUGGAAGCCCCAGAGAGUAUACAGGAUUCCCAGACCCCUAUGAUGAGCUAAAUACUGGAAAGGGGGAAGGCGUUGCCUACAGAGGCAGGAUUUUGGUUGAACUAAGCACUUUUCUUGAGAAAACACCACCAGAUAAAAAACUUGAGCCCAUUUCAAAUGAUGACUUACUGGUUGUUGAGAAAUACCAGCGAAGGCGGAAGUACAGCCUGUCUGCAGUGUUCCAUUCAGCCACCAUGCUACAAGAUGUUGGUGAAGCCAUUCAGUUUGAAGUCAGCAUUGGGAACUAUGGUAACAAGUUUGAUGCAACCUGCAAGCCUUUGGCAUCAACCACUCAAUACAGCCGGGCCAUAUUUGAUGGAAACUUCUAUUAUUACUUGCCAUGGUCUCACACAAAGCCAGUUGUUACCCUGACUUCAUACUGGGAGGAUAUCAGCCAUCGCCUGGAUGUGGUGAACAUUCUUCUAGGUGUGGCAGAAAGACUGGAAUCAAAUAUAGAGGCUCUAAAAUCAGGGAUUCAAGGAAAAAUUCCUGCAAACCAGUUGGCCGAAAUGUGGUUGAAGCUGAUUGAUGACAUUAUAGAAGAUACAAGAUGCCCACUGCCUGUCCCAGAAGGAAAACCCAAUGUCACAGUUCUUGAUACUCAGAUACAGAGGCUGCGAUUUAGAGCUCUAGAUCAGAUACAAGAAGCAGCCGUGAGAAUGAGGUCUGAGGCCACGGACUUGAAAUCCACUUUGGUGGAAAUUGAAGACUGGCUUGAAAAAAUAUUGCAGCUGACUGAAGAGCCUCAGAACAGUAUGCCUGACAUUAUCAUCUGGAUGAUCCGCGGUGAGAGAAGACUGGCUUAUGCACGAAUUCCUGCACAUCAGGUUUUAUAUUCCACCACUGGCGAGAAUGCAUCAGGGAAGUAUUGUGGGAAGACACAGACCAUCUUUUUGAAGUAUCCGCAGGAAAAAACCAAUGGACCAAGGGUGCCCGUGCAGUUGCGAGUGAACAUCUGGCUGGGCUUGAGUGCUGUGGAGAAGAAGUUCAACAGUUUCGCAGAAGGCACAUUCACUGUCUUUGCUGAAAUGUAUGAGAAUCAAGCUAUCAUGUUUGGAAAGUGGGGCACAUCUGGAUUAGUAGGUCGUCACAAAUUCUCUGAUGUCACAGGAAAAAUAAAGCUCAAGAAACAAUUCUUUUUGCCUCCCAAAGGCUGGGAAUGGGAAGGAGACUGGAUAGUUGAUCCCGAAAGAAGUCUGCUGACUGAGGCGGACGCGGGUCACUCAGAGUUUACGGAUGAAGUGUACCAGAAUGAGAGUCGCUACCCCGGAGGCGAGUGGAAGCCGGCUGAGGACACCUACACAGAUGCGAAUGGAGAUAAAGCAGCAUCACCUGGCGAGCUCACGUGCCCUCCAGGCUGGGAAUGGGAAGAUGAUGCUUGGAUAUAUGACAUAAAUCGUGCAGUAGACGAGAAAGGCUGGGAGUAUGGAAUUACCAUUCCUCCUGAUAAUAAGCCCAAGUGUUGGGUUGCAGCAGAGAAAAUGUAUCAUACUCACAGGCGGCGGAGGCUUGUCCGCAAACGCAGGAAGGAUUUAACACAAUCUUCUUCAAGUACUGCGAAGGCUAUGGAAGAACUUGAAGACCGAGAAGGCUGGGAAUAUGCUUCUUUAAUUGGCUGGAAAUUUCACUGGAAACAGCGUAGUUCAGACACAUUUCGCCGAAGACGCUGGAGGAGAAAAAUGGCUCCUUCAGAAACCCAUGGUGCGGCUGCUAUCUUUAAGCUUGAAGGAGCCCUCGGUGCAGACACGACCGAGGAUGGAGAAGAGAAAGAUUCGGAAAAGGGGAAGCAUAGCGCCACCACUGUGUUUGGAGCCAACACUCCUAUUGUCUCCUGUAACUUUGACAGAGUCUACGUUUACCAUCUGCGCUGCUACAUCUAUCAAGCCAGAAACCUCAUGGCUUUAGAUAAGGAUAGCUUUUCAGAUCCAUAUGCCCAUGUCUCCUUCCUCCAUCGAAGCAAAACCACUGAAAUCAUCCAUUCAACUUUGAAUCCUACAUGGGACCAAACAAUUAUAUUUGAUGAAGUUGAAAUUUAUGGGGAACCCCAAACCAUCCUGCAGAACCCGCCAAAAGUUGUCAUUGAACUAUUUGAUAGUGACCAAGUGGGUAAAGAUGAAUUUUUAGGACGAAGCAUGUGCUCUCCUCUGGUGAAACUUAAUUCAGAAAUGGACAUCACACCCAAACUUCUCUGGUACCCUGUAAUGAAUGGCGGCAAGGCAUGUGGGGAUGUGCUUGUAGCUGCAGAGCUAAUUCUGAGGAACAAGGAUGGCUCCAACCUUCCCAUUCUUCCUUCACAACGGGCACCGAAUCUAUACAUGGUCCCCCAGGGGAUCAGGCCCGUGGUUCAGCUCACUGCUAUUGAGAUUCUAGCUUGGGGUUUGAGAAACAUGAAAAGCUUCCAGAUGGCUUCUAUCGCAUCGCCCAGUCUUGUUGUGGAGUGUGGAGGGGAAAGGGUGGAAUCAGUGGUGAUCAAAAACCUGAAGAAGACACCCAACUUUCCAAGUUCUGUUCUCUUCAUGAAAGUGUUUUUGCCCAAGGAGGAGCUGUACAUGCCACCACUGGUGAUCAAGGUCAUCGACCACCGGCAGUUCGGGAGAAAGCCUGUUGUCGGCCAGUGCACCAUCGAGCACCUGGACCGCUUCCGCUGUGACCCAUAUGCAGGAAAGGAGGACAUUGUGCCACAGCUGAAAGCAUCCCUUAUGUCUAGUCCGCCCUCCCGGGACAUCAUUAUUGAAAUAGAAGACUCCAAACCAUUACUGGCUUCCAAGCUGACAGAAAAGGAGGAAGAAAUUGUCGACUGGUGGAGUAAAUUUUAUGCUUCUACAGGGGAUUUUGAAAAAUGUGGACAAUAUAUACACAAGGGUUAUUCCAAACUCAAGGUAUAUGAUUGUGAACUUGAAGAUGUGGCAGAAUUUGAGGGGCUGACAGACUUCUCUGAUACUUUCAAGCUGUAUCGAGGUAAAUCAGAUGACAAUGAAGAUCCUUCUGUAGUAGGAGAAUUUAAGGGCUCCUUUAGGAUCUACCCCCUGUCGGAUGACCCCAGCGUGCCGGCCCCUCCCCGGCAGUUUCGGGAAUUACCUGACAGCGUCCCGCAGGAAUGCACGGUUAGGAUUUACAUUGUUAGAGGCUUAGCGCUCCAGCCCCAGGACAACAAUGGCCUGUGUGACCCUUAUAUCAAAAUAACCCUGGGGAAAAAAGUCAUUGAAGAUCGGGACCACUACGUCCCCAACACUCUCAACCCGGUUUUUGGCAGAAUGUAUGAACUGACCUGCUACUUACCUCAAGAAAAAGACUUGAAAAUUUCUGUCUAUGAUUAUGACACCUUCACCCGCGAUGAAAAAGUGGGAGAGACGACAAUUGAUCUGGAAAACCGAUUCCUUUCUCGGUUUGGGUCCCACUGUGGCAUACCUGAACAGUAUUGUGUUUCUGGAAUAAAUACCUGGCGAGAUCAGCUGAGACCCACAGAGUUACUACAAAAUGUAGCCAGAUUCAAAGGCUUCCCACGGCCCAUCUUGAGUGAAGAUGGAUGUCGAAUCAGAUACGGGGGCCGGGACUACAGUUUGGAUGAAUUUGAAGCCAACAAAAUUCUGCACCAGCACCUGGGAGCCCCUGAUGAGCGUCUUGCCCUUCACAUCCUCAGGACACAGGGACUGGUUCCUGAACACGUGGAAACACGGACUUUGCACAGUACCUUCCAGCCCAACAUCUCUCAGGGAAAACUUCAGAUGUGGGUGGAUGUUUUCCCCAAGAGUCUGGGGCCACCAGGCCCUCCUUUCAACAUCACACCCCGUAAAGCCAAGAAAUACUACCUGCGCGUGAUCAUCUGGAACACCAAGGAUGUUGUCUUGGAUGAGAAAAGUAUCACAGGAGAGGAAAUGAGUGACAUCUAUGUCAAAGGCUGGAUUCCUGGUAAUGAAGAAAACAAACAGAAAACAGAUGUCCAUUACCGGUCCUUGGAUGGUGAAGGGAAUUUUAACUGGAGAUUUGUUUUCCCAUUUGACUACCUCCCAGCAGAACAACUUUGUAUCGUUGCCAAAAAAGAACAUUUCUGGAGUAUUGACCAAACUGAAUUCCGUGUCCCACCUAGACUGAUCAUUCAGAUCUGGGACAAUGACAAGUUUUCUCUGGAUGACUACUUGGGUUUCCUGGAGCUUGAUUUACAUCACACCAUCAUUCCAGCGAAAUCAUCAGAGAAAUGCAAUUUGGAUAUGAUUCCAGACCUCAAGACCAUGAACCCCCUUAAAGUUAAAACCGCCUCCCUCUUUGAGCAGAAGUCUAUGAAAGGAUGGUGGCCAUGCUAUGCAGAUAAAGAUGGCACCCGGGUGAUGGCGGGGAAAGUGGAGAUGACGUUGGAAGUCCUCAAUGAGAAGGAGGCUGAUGAGAGGCCAGCCGGGAAGGGACGAGAUGAACCCAACAUGAACCCCAAGCUGGAACCACCAAACCGCCCAGAAACCUCCUUCCUCUGGUUCACCAAUCCGUGCAAGACCAUGAAGUUCAUUGUGUGGCGUCGCUUUAAAUGGGUCAUCAUUGGUCUCCUGAUCUUGUUCAUCCUAUUGCUCUUUGUGGCCGUGCUCCUGUACUCCUUACCGAAUUAUUUGUCGAUGAAGAUUGUGAGGCCAAAUGCAAAAUGAAAGCAGACUUCUUUUCAAAAGUCGCCUUGAAGUGAAGGAAGACUUUCUCUGUUGAUGGACUAAAAUGCAAAGUGAUUUUCUUUGUGUCUGAGACUAUUCCAAUGGCAAUUCCUCUCCUUCACCAAGGCUAUUCCGAGAGGCCUGGUUGUAAAGUUAAGCCAAUGUGCAACAUUUUUAUCUUAUUGUCUUUUUAGGUAUCAAAGUUUUAAACUUGUUUUUCAGAAUAUUUUCCAAGGUGGCUGGUUCCAUUAUAAGAUCAACUUUUUUUUUUUAUGUGUCCUUAGUUGUAGAAUUCAACUUUUGAAAAUUGUUGAAAUUGAAUUUAAAAUAUUUUGCAUCUUGAGUUCCUAGGCUCCUUAUUUGUAAUCAACACAAAGGACUGUGCAUUAUAAAAGCAAUUCAUAUGAUUAAUUUUUAUUUAUGCCUGCAAGCAAUGUUUUUCUUUUUUAUAUGGAUAAAUAUCAUGAGACUCUAUUCAGCCUCAGGGGUGAGCUCAAAUAAAAAUGUUUCACCUUUGA